Messenger RNA from Capra hircus (goat), 3668 nucleotides. RefSeq names its product G-rich RNA sequence binding factor 1 (gene GRSF1). The record is from RefSeq and is a predicted model, not a curated record. Lineage: Eukaryota; Metazoa; Chordata; Mammalia; Artiodactyla; Bovidae. Gene Ontology annotation, molecular function: RNA binding. The transcript is spliced from 10 exons. The coding region runs from base 105 to 1547 and encodes 480 amino acids. Gene Ontology annotation, cellular component: ribonucleoprotein complex; nucleoplasm. Gene Ontology annotation, biological process: regulation of RNA splicing.
CGGCGCAUGUGCCUGGCCACCCCGCCCCGGCCCUGGAUUCCACUUCCUCUCCGCUGGCGCUGCCGCCGCAGCCGCCUUCAGGCCCCGCGCCGCCUCCCGAGUCCAUGGCCGGGACGCGCUGGGUGCUCGGGGCGCUGCUCCGGGGCUGCGGCUGCAACUGCAGCAGCUGCCGGCGCACCGGCGCCGCCUGCCUGCCCUUCUACUCGACCGCCGGCUCCUUUCCCUCGGGAGUCUCGGGCCGCCGCCGCCUGCUGCUGCUGCUCGGGGCCGCCGCGGCCGCCGCCUCUCAGACGCGGGGCUUCCAGAGCGGGCCUGUGACCGCCGGGAGGCUGGCGGGCCCUCCCACCGCGGCCGCGUCCGCCGCCGCCGCGGCCGCCGCCUCGUACCCAGCCCUGCGCUCCCCUUUGCUGCCGCAGUCACUGGCGGCGGCUGCGGCGGGCCCGGCCCGGGGCUACAGCCAGGAAUCCAAAACUACCUACCUGGAGGAUCUUCCGCCUCUCCCUGAGUAUGAAUUGCCUCCGUCCAAGUUGGGAGAGGAAGUGGAUGAUGUUUAUCUCAUUCGAGCUCAAGGAUUGCCAUGGUCUUGCACUGUAGAAGAUGUGCUUAGCUUUUUCUCAGACUGCAGAAUUCGCAAUGGUGAGAAUGGAAUUCACUUCCUCUUAAAUAGAGAUGGGAAACGAAGGGGUGAUGCCUUAAUUGAAAUGGAGUCAGAGCAGGAUGUGCAAAAAGCCUUAGAAAAACACCGCAUGUACAUGGGACAGCGGUAUGUGGAAGUUUAUGAGAUAAACAAUGAAGAUGUGGAUGCCUUAAUGAAGAGCCUGCAUGUCAAAUCUGCACCUGUGGUAAAUGAUGGCGUCGUUCGCUUGAGAGGACUUCCUUAUAGUUGCAACGAGAAAGACAUCGUAGAUUUCUUUGCAGGACUGAAUAUAGUAGACAUUACUUUUGUCAUGGAUUAUAGAGGGAGAAGAAAAACAGGAGAAGCCUAUGUGCAGUUUGAAGAACCAGAAAUGGCCAGCCAAGCCCUUUUGAAACAUAGGGAAGAAAUUGGCAACCGAUAUAUAGAGAUAUUUCCAAGCAGAAGGAAUGAAGUUCGAACACAUGUUGGUUCUCAUAAGGGAAAGAAAAUAGCAUCUUCUGCCACUGCUAAAUAUAUAACUGAGCCAGAAAUGGUCUUUGAAGAGCAUGAAGUAAAUGAGGAUAUCCGACCCAUGACAGCUUUUGAAAGUGAGAAGGAAAUAGAAUCGCCUAAGGAGAUGUCAGAAAAGCUUCCAGAGGCUGUUGAUUUUGGAACUACGUCUUCACUACAUUUUGUCCACAUGAGAGGAUUGCCUUUCCAAGCCAAUGCCCAAGACAUUAUAAAUUUUUUUGCUCCAUUGAAGCCUGUUAGAAUCACCAUGGAAUACAGUUCCAGUGGGAAGGCCACUGGAGAAGCUGAUGUGCACUUCGAUACCCAUGAGGAUGCUGUUGCAGCUAUGCUCAAGGAUCGGUCCCAUGUUCACCAUAGGUAUAUUGAAUUGUUCCUGAAUUCAUGUCCGAAAGGAAAAUAAAACUUCAAAGGAUUCCAGAUAAUAAGGAUGAAGCAAGAAGCAUUUCAUUUGCACGUCUUUCUUGGACUUGGGAUCUAAAGUUCCAGUUUUUAGCAUCAACUGCUAGAGAAGUGAUUUCAAGAUUUUGGAUUAAUUGCUUAAAAGAAAAAUUCCAUAGUGGACUGUUCAGAGAAAAAGAUUCAGUUUAGGAUUAUGAUACAAACCUCAAAUUUAGUUUUUUUGUUUAAAUUGUCCAGGAUCUGUUUUAAAAAUCUGGUCUUUAUUUUAUAUAAUUGAAGUUUGUUUUCAUAAAUGAUUUGUGACCCAGAAGGCUACAUAUUUUUAUUCAGCACUGUCCUUCAAAAUCUUUCUCCCAUUUUAAAAAUUAUCUGUUUGAGGUUUUGGUUUUUGCCUAUGAAUUAAGAGAUACAGUGUAAAACUUUUCAUGGAAUAAAAUACUGAUUUAUUUUAGCCAAAUGCUCACCAAAGCAAGGAAAGGUUUCAGGCCCUUGAACCAUUAUAGUUUUGCAGAGUUAUUUUAAUUUUAGAUGUAUUUGAUUACUUAGAUGGGGUAGGAAUUAAAAAAAUAAAUAAAUACCACAUGUUAGUGUAAAUGACAAUAAUUUGGCAGUUUUAUGUCUUUAGAAAUGUUUUGCCUUUUUCAGCCUUGUGCUAAAGGCAUUUAAUAUUGGUGCCUGUAUGAUUAAGGAGGGAAUUACAGUCUCAACUUAAAAGUUGUCUAACCCAUCCCCUCCUCAUCCCAGUGCCCACCCCACCCCACCCCCACCAAUCAUCUUGUUUUGAUUUUUGGGUAAACCUUAAGGUGUGUGUUAGUCUGAGAACUGUGAAGUGACAUGUCAUAACAGUCCUGACUUGUAAGGACAUUAAUGGCUUCACUUGAACUUAAACCAGCUCUAGGUAGGAAAAAAUCUUGUCUCCUCAUUUGCUUUUUCAGUGGGGUAGCACAUCCCAUAUUUUAGAACAAGUAGGGGUGCCUUGCUUAAAUAAAAAUAGCAUUUAAUGUAUAAUUGUGUGAAAGGUUUAUGGGUAAAGCUGUAUUUGUCACAUUGUGGCAGUACCUUCUGCUUUAAUAUUAAACAGCUUGUUAUUUAAAUACUGGAUCAAAUUGGCUGGCUUCAAACUGUAGUCAUUAAUAAACUAACUUUAUGUGCACCUGUGUAGGAGAAUCAAAGUUCUGUAUAGUUUCUUUGCCUUGUUCCUCUUCUCAGGGUGACAACUGUCAUGUGGUUACCAGGAGAUGCAGUUCUAGUUCUUAAAGUUGAAUUAGCCCAGAUUUCUGAGAGGUGGUAUCUGAAAGAGAGAUUAUGCCUUCUCUCACUUAAAACAUAACCAUCUUCGAAUACCAGCUAAGAUGAAAUCGCUGUACUGUAAGUAGUCAAUAAAUGAAGACUUGUUUCAGGCUGAAGAUUACCUAAGAGUAUUUAUUUUGGAGUGUGUGAAUCAACCUAAUAUAUUUUUGUUACAAGUCCUGGUUUAUUAAUAUAAGAAGAAAUGGUUAAUUUUUAGUUGUGUUUGUUUUUUAUCAUCCUAUAAGAAUGUGAUUCAGUCAACCAGCUUAACAUCUUCCAUGUUACUACCUAGAUAGAAAUGUAUUUUCAUAUGUGGUUGAGUGUACUGAGCUAUGUGAACUGGUGUUUGUAGCCGUAUGAGCUAUUAGAAUAUGAUCUUUUCUCUCUCUCUCUCUGUACAACUCUUAGAAAAGAAUGAGAGCAAAAGCAUUAAGAUGUUCUGUGGUGGGUAAGCUUGAAGGGGUAUAUCUUCUUACUGUAUUAGUGGCCAAGUUCUCAAAAAAAACUGGUGUGCAUUCUUGGGAAGUCAUCUUAUGAAUUCAUGUAAUACUUUUCAAGACUCCCUUUAAUAGGUUAUUGCUCAUAAUUUAUGUUAGUAAGUAAUAGCUGACAAGGCAAAUGUAGUGCAGGAAAGAGAAGAAAAGCACAUAAUAGAGUAAAAGUAAUUUUUAUUUUUAUCCAAUCUAAAGACAUACUCCCUCUGCCCCCCUCAAAAUGUGGCAACACUGGUUUGUGCAUCAUCAUUUUCUAUUGAAAGAAUAGUGGCAGUGAAUUUGCUCUUGGCUUUGGGUCCUUUGUGUCUUUAUAAUCUCCUCUGUGGUAAAGCUGUCAA